AUGAAGUUAAACUUAUUUUUAUUUUUUACGCUUUUAGCAAUCUUUGCUGUACAAAUCAAGGCUCAGGAAUAUGAUUAUGAAUAUGUUGAUGAAAAUGUAGAUGAAGCAUCUGGUGAAGGCCCUCCUGGUGAAGGCCCUCCUGGUGAAGGACCACCUGGUGGCCCCGAUGGCGGAUCUGAAAGUUGCGAAGAAGGCGGGCCAGGUGGACCUCCCGAUGGCCGUGAAGGAGGACCUCCCGGUGGACCUGAAGGCGGCCCACCAAAACAAGGUUCUCCACCUCGCGCUGAACAAGGCAGAGCUAACCAAGGUAGACAAAGGGGUGGCAGUAAAACAAGCGGAAGAAAACCAGCUGCCAGCAAUAAAAAAGCUAAUCGCAGACAAGGAAGUACAGCUAAGAAAAAUAAAGCAGCAGCUCAACGAGCUGGCGGUCGUGCAAAUAGAUCUAAGGCUUCAAGAAACAAUAAGGCAAGACGUGGAUAA
Teleopsis dalmanni is the source of this 480-nucleotide messenger RNA. Its product is annotated as translation initiation factor IF-2-like. The coding region runs from base 1 to 480 and encodes 159 amino acids. The record is from RefSeq and is a predicted model, not a curated record. The transcript has a single exon. Lineage: Eukaryota; Metazoa; Arthropoda; Insecta; Diptera; Diopsidae.